AUGAAGCUUGUUCUUCUUUUCGUUCUAUUUGGUGCAGUUGUGAGUAAUUUGUCAUCUGAAUGGGAUAAAUUCAAACGUGACUACAAGAAACAGUAUGCAUCAGUUGCUGAGGAAAACGAACGUAGACAAAUAUUUAUCGAAAAUAUUAAUCGAAUGCGUUUUUAUCAGGAAGCUCAUCCUUAUGCAACAUUCACAAUGGCAAUGAAUCAUUUAACAGAUCGACGCAUUGAGGAGCUUGUAUCUGGAUCAAAAUUUCACCUUGACGCUCGACCAGUAUUACUCAAAACUUCGAUCGAAGUAAAGAAUUUACCUGAAUCACUUGAUUGGCGCACGAAAGGUGUGAUCACGCCUGUGAUUGAGGAAGGUCCAAUUGGAGUGAUCUUGGGGCCCCUUGUGGCUACUGAACUCGUGGAGAGUCUUCACGCCAUUCAUACCAACAAUCUCACGGAAGGCAGCAUUCCAAGAGUAUACGAUUGUUGUCUGGUAGCACCCGAUCCUUUUGAAUGCAUGAUGAAGUUAGGUGGUAUUUGUCGAAAGAUUGACUAUCCAAAAAUUCUCGAUAAAUGCGAACCGAACGCAUGCAAACCUUUCACUACGUUUGACGAAAUAAAGAGACUCAUAGAGAAAGAUGAAAACAAGAUGCUAACUUGGAUCCAAGAAUCCACUCUAUGGGUGGUAAUGAACGGUUUUGGUAAAGGAUUCGGAGAUUACAAGGAAGGUAUUUACGAUGAACCAACAUGUCCUCAAACAGAUGGAAACCAUGCAAUGCAAGUUGUUGGUUACGGUAUCGAGGGUGGAAAACCUUACUGGCUGUGCAAAAAUAGUUGGGGAGAUAACUGGGGUGAGAAAGGUUAUAUUCGUAUGGUACGUGGUAAGAAUAUGUGUGGCAUCGCUAAUGGAGUCGUACAAGUGGCCUAUAAAAAGACCAGCAGUGCCACACGAUUACUCAUCAUGUAUCCAACUUUUCUUACAUUUGUAUUAGCGAUGAUGAUUUCUCGAAGUAUCGCUAUCUAA
This is a messenger RNA of Rotaria socialis, 1014 nucleotides long. The record is from the annotation of a GenBank genome assembly. Lineage: Eukaryota; Metazoa; Rotifera; Eurotatoria; Philodinida; Philodinidae.